Puntigrus tetrazona (Sumatra barb) is the source of this 2080-nucleotide messenger RNA. Its product is annotated as collagen alpha-3(VI) chain-like. The record is from RefSeq and is a predicted model, not a curated record. The transcript is spliced from 3 exons. NCBI's taxonomy places the organism in Eukaryota, Metazoa, Chordata, Actinopteri, Cypriniformes, Cyprinidae. The coding region runs from base 208 to 1776 and encodes 522 amino acids.
GAUGUUGCAUUUCUUAUUGAUGGAUCUGAUGAUUCUAAAAUUGGUUUUGAGGGAAUUCGUAAUUUUAUCCAGAGGUUAGUUGAGAGUUUCAACCUGGAGGAAGAUCUUGAUAGGGUGGCGGUUGUGCAGUACAGUCGGGAUCCCACUGCUAAUUUUUAUCUAAGCUCAUACUCAACCAAAAAAGAAGUACUCAAUUCCAUACGAUCUAUGAGACACAAAAGUGGAAGGCCACUGAAUACUGGAGCUGCUCUACUGUUUGUUAAAGAAAAUAUUUUUUCACAAUCCUCUGGGAGCAGACAUCAUGAGGGCGUACCUCGGAUUCUGUACUUAUUUAGUGGUGGUAGAUCUGGUGAUGAUGUCAGAACCAUUUCACAAAGUUUAAGAGAAAACAACAUAAAAGUCAUUACAAUUGGCACAAGUAAUUCUGAUACACUUGAGUUACAGACAGUGUCUACAACACCAGCAUAUGCUUUCUCUGUUCCUGAUUUUACCUUCAUCAACAGUAUUGUCCAAAGAGUUGCCUCUGUUUUGACAAAGGGUGAUGAAAUUGCUGAGCAAUUAAUGAUUCCUGGGGGCCAGACUUUGGAUGCAGGAAGAAAUAUUGUGUUUCUUAUUGAUGGAUCAGAUGAUGCUAGUGAUAGAUUCACAGCUAUACGAGAAUUUGUGGCCAGCUUGGCAGAGACAUUUGAGAUUGGUAAAGAAAAAGAUCAAAUUGCUGUUGUACAGUUCAGUAAUACUGCAGCAAUAAGCUUUAAUCUCAGUACAUACUCAUCCACUUCUGAGGUGGCAGAUGCUAUACGCAACCUCAAACCAAAAGGGGGAAGGCCGCAAUAUAUUGGCCAGGCUUUGCAGUUUGUUAGAGACAGUAUUUUUACCCCUAGUGUUGUAAGUCAGCAAAUAGGACGUGUUAGCCAAAAUCUUGUGCUUGUGGCUGGUGGCAGAUCAAGAGAUUCUCCUCAUGGACCAGCUAAUGCACUGAAGAGUAUGGGAGUAAACAUUUUUGCUAUUGGGUCAAGGCUGACAGAUCCUAUUGAAAUGGAAGCCAUUUCUUCGAAGACAGAUUAUGCCAUUGCUGUUUCCGAUUUUCAUGAUUUAAAAAAUGUACGCCAAAGCCUCAUGACAAAACUUUUGGGUGAAAGACAAAAGGGAGACAGAGAAGUUGAUGGCACAGGAUUAAAAAGGGAUAUUGCUUUUCUUGUGGAUGGCUCGGACAGUACAAGAAGAGGAUUUCCAGAAAUACGUGAUUUUCUGUACAAUAUUAUCACAAAUCUCAAUGUGGGUAUUAAUAAUGAUAGAAUCUCAAUAAUUCAGUACAGCAAUGUGGCUGUAGCAAAUUUUUAUUUGAAUUCGUUCUUAAGAAAGGAAGAUGUGUUGAAUGCAGUAAAGGUGCUAAGCCAUAAAGGUGGAAGGCCCUUAAACACAGGCUCUGCACUUCAAUAUGUAAAAGAAAAUAUCUUUAUAAGUGCCUCUGGAAGCAGGCAAAAAGAAGGCAUCCCUCAAAUAUUAAUUCUGCUGACUAGUGGAAAAUCAAGGGACAGCAUUUCUGAAGCAACCUCUGCUUUAAAAAGAAGUGGGGUCUUAAUAUAUGGAAUAGGAGGAAAGCACUUAGAUUCUUAUGAAUUACAUACAAUUUCUUCUGACGAUAAAGUGCUUUCAUUGGCUGACUUCAGUGAAUUACCAAAAAUUCAGACACAGCUAUUAGAAGCAAUAAAAGUCAUUCCAACUUCCAACAAAAAAGAAAUGAUAGGUAAGUAUAAUAAUGUUUUUACACAAUAGUCAGUAAAACUUAACGUUAAUCAAGAAAAAUGUGUAGUAUUUACGUGUGUGUGGAGUGUGAAAGCUAAAUAGAAGCAUGCUCAGAAACAUGCAUAACCACUGUGAAUAUUGUGACUUUGUCACUCCAUCCAAAAAUAAAACACUAAUUUAUAAAAUAAUUAUACUGUUCAAGUAGUCUUCUUGCUGUUCAUUUCCAUGAAAUAGUCAUAAUCAUUACUUCUGCAGUGCAGUGUUGCAAGCUUUAAGUGUGUGCUUGAGCGCUGAUAUGCUACAUACAAUUAAGGACUCACUAUUGUGAACUACA